AAUAUAUUGGUCAUCUUCUUCACAGAAAACCCCCUAAAGAAAAAUCUAAAAAUUAGACAGAGAGAGAUAUAUCUUGACAUUCAAGAGAAAAAUGCAAGAGGGAAUUUUUUUUAAUCUGACUUUUAUUUUCUACUUCCUUCUUGUUCUUGGUUGCCUUCAACAGAAGAACAGCUAUGCAAGAAUGCUGCAGUCAAAAGUUAGUGAUAGAGAGAUGGUUGAAACGAACAAAAAUCCUUCACUCAAUGUUUUCUUCACACCAAAUGAUCUAAAACUUGGAAAAAAGAUGCCAAUUUUUUUCCCAAUCAAAAACUUUUCAGAAAUUCCAAAACAACUUCCCAAAGAAAUGGCAGAAAAAAUCCCUUUCUCAUUAGCAAAUCUCUCUUAUCUUCUUCAAUUCUUCUCCAUUUCCAAAGAUUCUCCACAAGCCAAGGCUAUGGAGUACACUCUCACACAGUGUGAACUUGAGCCAAUGGAAGGAGAGACCAAGUUCUGUGCUACUUCUUUAGAAUCCUUAUACUUUUCGACACGUGGCUUUUUCGGGUUCUACGGGUCAGUGAAAGCUGAGGCUACUGUUUAUCCAAAGAACUUCAAGACAGAAUUGCAAAACUACACAAUCUUGGAAGAACCCACAAAAAUUUUGGCUUCAAGGAUACUGUCUUGUCAUUUGAUGCCAUAUCCUUAUUUGGUGUUGUAUUGUCAUAGCCAAGUGAGUGAUAACGUUUUGUAUAAGGUUAUUGUUGAAGGUGAAAAUGGAGAUAGAGUUGAAAGUCUGGCCAUUUGUCAUGUUGAUACUUCUGGAUGGGAUAGUGAUCAUGUGGUUUUUAGAGUGUUGAAUGUUGAGCCUGGUGAAUCCUCUGUUUGUCAUUUUUACCCCAAGGAUAAUAUUGUUUUUGUUUCUGAUGUUUGAGUGUAUUGGGAUAGUAUAUGAAUGAAAUUGUAGGUCUCUUAAAGUGUUUUGUGUUGUUAAAAUGGUGUGAAGCCUGUGUGUUCAUGUAAUAUAUCUUUGUUUUUUCUUGGCUUGCUUCA
This is a messenger RNA of Cucumis melo (muskmelon), 1026 nucleotides long. RefSeq names its product BURP domain protein USPL1-like. The transcript has 2 exons. The record is from RefSeq and is a predicted model, not a curated record. Bases 92 to 907 code for a protein of 271 amino acids. Lineage: Eukaryota; Viridiplantae; Streptophyta; Magnoliopsida; Cucurbitales; Cucurbitaceae.